AUGCCCCAUUCACCAAAACGCGUUCGGACAGCCCAGUCGGGGGCCUGUAGCCACUGUGUGAAGAGGAAAAAACGCUGCUAUAUCGGUGUCAAGGGGAUCCCAUGCACUACAUGUGAUAGAUUAGAGCUGCCGUGUGAUGGCAAAACUAUUGUUGCCAAAGUCUCUGGCUCGCAGUCCAAGAGCCGCCCCCCGUCCCUGAAAUACUGCGAAGAAGGAUUAUUUGCCUCUCAACUGCAAUUGGCCGAGCGCAAGCAGAGGUUUCGCUCUGGUGCCCCUGAUAUUGUCUCGACGACCGAUCCUCUCGACAAUUAUUUAUCCAUUAUUGAUCGAUUUCUUGGGCUGCAGCACCAUCUUGGUCUGCAGAUGACGAACACCCCCGACUACGUGACGAAACUGCCGGACCGACUCGCGGCAGAGGACAUUGAGUACAUUGAGACAAAGGGGUCGUUAUGCCUUCCAACUGCGCGCUUUCGCACGGAGCUGCUGAAAAGCUAUAUCCUCUGGGUCCACCCCGAGGUGCCUGUGUUGGACUUGGACCUGUUCUUGCGGGCCAUUGCGGACAACAACGGUACCAACCCGAUAAGUCUACUCUUGUUUCACGCAGUGAUGUUUGCCGGUGCAGCGUUUGUCGACGUGAGCCACAUUCACCAGGAGGGGUAUACGACUCGCGAAGCAGCGCGGGAGAUUCUGUUCCAACGGGCGAAGGUACUACUGGAAACUGAGUGCGAAGACGACCGUCUCGCCACCGUACAGGCGCUGCUCCUCUUAGUCCAUUGGCAAGAUGUGCGAAAUACAGAAAAAGACGCGAGCCACUUAAUCGGCAUCGCACUGUCCCUGGCAAUAUCAAUUGGUCUCCAUAGGAGUCCCGAUCGCUCCUCCAUGUGUCUCCGCCAGCGGCACGUUUGGAAGAGAACGUGGUGGAGCCUGUAUAACCACGCACGACUAACAUCGGAAGACUUACUCACAAUGAUGACCAUCGAAGGGGACCAUCAUGUCGGCGAGGCCCCCGAGUUGCGGAUGAUCACAGUAUGUGACUUCCAAAUCGAGAUACUGGCCCCAGAGGUGCGAGCUGUUGUUGAUGACUGCGAGGUACUUCGCAGCCUCGAGAAGCAAACCACCCACGCAAUUCUGUUUGUAGAAAAGACGAAGCUGUGUUGCGUAUCACAGUUUUCCAGCUUCUCAAAUAGGGUCAAGAACCUGCUAUUAACACCCGACAAGCCAGGAAUUCAGGUAUGCCCUAAACCAGGCGACCUGUUCGGCAAACGGAGUCUGGAAGAACUUGAGGACUGGUAUACCCAGCUGCCAUAUGCAGCCCAGCAUAGCUUUCCAAUAUCAUUGGCGCCAACCCCUUGGGAGAGAAGCAUCUAUCUGCAUCGUGCUUGGCUGAAGCUCCUCCACCUGGGCACUUCGUAUGCCGCCCUCUGGGAAGAUAUUCGAGGCAUUCCAGAUUCCAUUAACUCGGAAUUCAAGUCACAAUACCUCAAAACGCUGGACAAAUACCUCGUUGAAGUAACCGAUCUUUUCGAGGAGGUUUAUAGCCUGGACAUUGCUGGGUUUCUCCCUGGGCCCGCGGUAGCUCUGUUAGUCCUUGCACUGGCAUACAACCGCCGACUUCGCGAUUGCGACAAAUUCAAGACCCGGAAGGGCGCCCUUAAGGUUCAUCAGUGCUGGAAUAUCAUGCGCCAAUUGCGCAGUGUCUCAUAUUUGGCGAGGGGCAUGGAUGGUCUUCUAAACGAUAGAGCGUCGGAUCAUCAAUGGCAUCGCCUGACUUCCUUUCUUCUUAUUCCCCUGAAUACUUUGUCCACAGAGUGCGGGUGUAUAUGGGGUUCUCAUGAGUGA
Molecule: messenger RNA, 1839 nt
Organism: Aspergillus puulaauensis
Lineage: Eukaryota; Fungi; Ascomycota; Eurotiomycetes; Eurotiales; Aspergillaceae
Product: Zn(II)2Cys6 transcription factor
Exons: 4
Coding region: 1-1839 (612 amino acids)
Biological process (GO): regulation of DNA-templated transcription; DNA-templated transcription
Molecular function (GO): DNA binding; DNA-binding transcription factor activity, RNA polymerase II-specific; zinc ion binding
Source: RefSeq, a predicted model, not a curated record